UCAAAUCAAUAGUUCUGUAACGUGUUAGUUAUUAAUUUAUAUUCUCUUUCAAAUAUCAAGAAUGUCUAAAGAAAACAUGAGGAGAAACAUUGUGGAGAAGAAGAACAACGGCAGUCCGAAUUCGACGAGAGAUAAAGAAAAGCUUUCAUCAACUCAAAAUUUGUUAUCAAAACACUUGAAGAAAGUUUAUCCUGUUGGGAUACACAAAACAAGCUCACUUCUCUCCCUUUCUUCGCUUUCUUUAACUCUUUCGCAUAACUCGAGUGGCUCGUUUACAGAUUCUUCUUCUACACUCGAGCAGACCAUCUCGUCUGCACUUCAACUGAUCGCACCAUCACCAACUCGAUCACCAUCAUCAUCACCAACACCUGCUCGAAGAGAUUCACCUGCUGCUAAAACUAGUACUCAUGGGUUAGUUCCACAACCGAGUUUGGAUCCUAGCAUCGGUGAGGAUGGCUUGAGAAGAUGCAAUUGGAUUACUAAAAAUAGCGAUAAACUUUAUGUACAGUUUCACGACGAAUGCUGGGGAGUUCCCGUGUAUGAUGACAAUCAACUGUUUGAGCUGCUGUCAUUGUGUGGAAUGUUGAUGGAUUACAAUUGGACUGAAAUCUUGAAAAGGAAGAAUCUUUUCAGGGAAGCUUUCGCUGGAUUUGAACCGAACAUUGUUGCCAAAAUGGGCGAGGACGAGAUCAUGGAAAUAGCCUCUAACAAGGACAUAAUGUUAGCCGAAAGUCGAGUCAGAUCCAUCGUCGAAAACGCCAGAUGCAUCCUUAAGAUUGCUAAAGCACAUGGAUCAUUCAGUGGAUACAUGUGGGGAUCAGUAAACUAUAAGCCCACCAUUAACAGAUGCAGACAUUCAAGAAAUGUCCCUCUUAGAACACCAAAAGCAGAAGCUAUUAGCAAAGAUUUAUUGAAGCAUGGGUUCCGAUUGGUCGGGCCAGUGAUCGUUUAUUCGUUCAUGCAGGCUGCUGGAAUGAGCAUUGACCAUCUUGUUGACUGUUUUAGGUUUAGUGAAUGUGUGAAUCUUGCUGAAAGACCAUGGAGACAUGUCUAACUUCAAGUAUUUAUUGGAUAUACAUAUAUAGAGAGAGAGAGAGAGCUGUUUAUUUUAACAUUAUUGAUUUUAUUUCACAGGGGAUGCAUUUCAGUUUGAUUUAUAUUGGUGUGUAUGUAAUGGGCUUGAUCUUGUUCAGAAGUUUAAUUAUAAGUGAGGAUAUUUUUGUAAUAAAACAAUUAUGUAAAUAAUAAGACUUUUAAUCUUAAUGAGAAUUUCUAUUGGAA
This is a messenger RNA of Helianthus annuus (common sunflower), 1281 nucleotides long. RefSeq names its product DNA-3-methyladenine glycosylase. Gene Ontology annotation, biological process: base-excision repair. Lineage: Eukaryota; Viridiplantae; Streptophyta; Magnoliopsida; Asterales; Asteraceae. The transcript is spliced from 5 exons. The record is from RefSeq and is a predicted model, not a curated record. Gene Ontology annotation, molecular function: DNA-3-methyladenine glycosylase activity. The coding region runs from base 62 to 1054 and encodes 330 amino acids.